Messenger RNA from Oryza sativa Japonica Group (Japanese rice), 2589 nucleotides. Its product is annotated as wall-associated receptor kinase 2. Gene Ontology annotation, biological process: cell surface receptor signaling pathway; protein phosphorylation. The record is from RefSeq and is a predicted model, not a curated record. Gene Ontology annotation, molecular function: calcium ion binding; ATP binding; polysaccharide binding. Gene Ontology annotation, cellular component: plasma membrane. Lineage: Eukaryota; Viridiplantae; Streptophyta; Magnoliopsida; Poales; Poaceae.
GCUACUCCAGCUGAUUCAAACCAAGCUAGGAAAAAGAAAGAAACGAGUUAAUACUACUACGUCGUAUAUAAACGUAUACACGUCGAUGGCCACAUGCUGGCUACUUGCCAGCCUGCUGCUUUUGGCUUCCGCCGCCGGCGACGAGAGCGUCGUCACCGGCCGGCCUGCCGGCUGCCAGGCUAGGUGCGGCGACGUCGACAUUCCCUACCCGUUCGGCAUCGGCCCCAACUGCUCCCGUGGGGAGGGCUUCGAGAUCGCCUGCAACACCCGAAACGGCAACGGCGACCUGGUGCCGACCCUCGCCGCCGCCAACGGCAGCAUCCAUGUGCAGAGCCUGUCGGUGGAACAGCUCCCGGAGGUGAAGGUGAUGCUUCCCGUGGCGUACAAGUGCUACGACGCCGGCGACAACGUCACCAGGAGGUUCUACGGCGAUGUAGACCUCAACAACAACGGCGUGUACCGCAUCUCCGACAGCCGCAACAUGUUCGUUGUGAUCGGGUGCAACACCCUGUCCUACACACAGAAUGGGAACAGCGGUGGCAGCAACACCCACUACAGCGGACUCUUCUACACCGGCUGCGUCACCUACUGCAACGACUCCCGGAGCGCGCAGGAUGGCCGGUGCGCCGGCGUCGGCUGCUGCCAUGUCGACAUCUCGCCGGGCCUCACCGACAACGUCGUCUCCUUCGGGCCCUGGACGCGUGGCUUCCAGGUAGACUUCAGCCCCUGCGACUACUCCUUCCUCGUCGACAAGAACGAGUACGAGUUCCGUAGCGCCGAUCUCAAGAUGGACCUCAACCGAACCAUGCCGGUGUGGCUGGACUGGGCCAUCCGUGACUCCGUUACCUGCCCUCCACUGGAGGUGCAGGAGAAGAAACCGGCUGGGUACGCGUGUGUGAGCGACAACAGCGAGUGCGUCAACUCCACCAACGGUCCCGGAUACUACUGCAAGUGCAAGCAAGGCUACGAGGGUAACCCCUACGACAAGGACCAAGGUUGCAAGGACAUCAACGAGUGUGAUGUGUCCAACAAGAAGAAAUAUCCCUGCUACGGUGUCUGCAACAACAUCCCAGGGGAUUAUGAAUGCCACUGCCGUGUGGGUUACCAGUGGAGUGGUGAAGGCCCCAAGAAACAAGAGUGCAGCUCAAAAUUCCCUCUUGCAGCAAGGCUUGCCCUAGGCAUCACUUUGGGAUUUUCCUUCCUAAUUGUUGCUGUUCUUUUCACGCUAAUGAUGCACCAAAAGCGAAAAAUGAAUGAAUAUUUCAAAAAGAAUGGUGGUUCAGUGCUACAGAAAGUGGACAAUGUCAAGAUUUUCUCCAAAGAUGAGCUAAAGAAAAUCACAAAGAAUAAUUCAGAAGUUCUUGGUCAAGGAGGCUUUGGUAAGGUGUACAAAGGGACUCUUGAAGACAAUACUACGGUUGCUGUGAAGACGUCAAUUGAGGUAAAUGAAGCUCGAAAGGAUGAUUUCACAAAUGAAGUGAUCAUCCAAUCGCAAAUGAUGCAUAAUAACAUUAUCAAGCUUUUGGGUUGUUGCUUGGAAGUGGAUGUUCCAAUGUUGGUGUAUGAGUUUGCCGCUAAGGGAAAUCUUCAAGACAUUCUCCAUGGUGAUGCCAACAUCCCUCUCCCGUUGGGCUUACGCCUAAACAUCGCAAUUGAAUCAGCUGAAGGUCUAAGGUACAUGCACUCAUCAACAAGUCGUACCAUACGACAUGGUGAUGUCAAGCCAGCCAACAUACUUUUAACAGAUAAGUUUAUCCCCAAGAUCUCAUAUUUUGGGACAUCUAAGCUUCUUACUGUAGACAAAGAUUUCACCAUGUUUGUUGUAGGAAGCAUGGGCUACAUAGAUCCAGUAUUCCAUAAGACCGGCCAUUUAACACAAAAGAGUGAUGUAUACAGUUUUGGAGUUGUACUGCUAGAGCUCAUAUGUAGGAAGCCAACAAUAUAUGGUGAAAAUUGUAGCCUCAUCAUUGAGUUCCAAAAUGCCUAUGAUCAAGAGAACAGUGGGAGGAUAAUGUUUGACAAGGAGAUUGCAAAACAAGAAGAUAUCCUAAUCCUAGAAGAAAUAGGCAGAUUAGCAAUGGAGUGUUUGAAAGAAAAGGUUGAAGAGCGACCUGAUAUGAAGGAGGUAGCAGAACGACUUGUUAUGCUGAGAAGAUCUAGGAAGUGUGGAUAGGGAAAUUAUAGUCUAAGUCCUCAGCGCUGUGAGGAGAUUACUAUUGAGGGAACUCCUAAGAACUUUGGUGCUAGCAUCAGUGCAAGUAGUAGUGCGACGCUUUCUGCACCAGCCACUCCACUUAACUAAGAAGGAGGACAAUAGGAAGGAUCUACGAACAGAAAUAUAUAUUUUGUGGUAUGCGAUUUUGUGGUAUGCAUGAUAUAAUCAAUGUUAUCAAUCAGUGUCAUUUCAUUUAAAGUAAAUUGUGUUUUUCAAGUAUGUAUCUCCUAUUUAUGUUUUCUGUAAUUUUUGAAGCGACUUUUGUGUACUGUAGUACAAAACUGUGUAAUCUAUUGUUGUUGUGUGGAACUCAGGUCAUGUUAUAACUAUUGUUGGUGUGUGGAACUCGAUCGGGUCAUGUUAUAUAUUGUCUA